AGUAUUUGCAAGCGAUGUAUUCGAAAGAUGGAUCAUCACUGCCCGUGGGUGAAUAAUUGUGUGGGGGAGAAAAAUCAGAGGUUUUUUGUUCUGUUUACGAUGUAUAUAGCCCUAAUUUCAGCUCAUGCGCUCGUACUGUGUGGGUUUCAGUUUUUCUCCUGUGUCCGAGGGCAGUGGACUGAAUGCAGUGACUUCUCUCCACCUGUAACUGUGAUCCUGAUGAUCUUCUUGUGCCUUGAGGGUUUUCUGUUUCUCACUUUCACUGCAGUCAUGUUUGGCACCCAAAUCCACUCAAUAUGCAAUGAUGAAACGGAGAUUGAAAGACUGAAGAGUGAAAAGCCGACGUGGGAGCGGAGACUACGCUGGGAAGGAAUGAAAUCUGUUUUUGGAGGUCAGCCUUCACUGCUGUGGAUCAAUCCCUUUGCAGGAUUUCGGAUCAGACGACUUCUACUGAGGGCAAAGAAAGGAGGACCUGAGUUUUCUGUUUGAGUCUAAUUAUGCUGGAACUUGCAAGAAAGCUAUAUAAUAUUUAUUUGGGGCCAGAGAAGGCUGACUACGUAUAAUCUGUGACCAGGUGAAACUGAUAUCAGACAUUUGCUUGUAGCAAGCAGAGUUUUAUACGUUUAUCGUCACAGACAUCUCAUUAACUUUCAGAGACAUGAACUGGAUCUGUAGUGGUCUUAACAGCAAGAUAACGAAGGAGAGGCACGUGGUCACACUAAAGAAGCCAAAUGUUGUCAUGCUACUGUAAUUUAUUUUAUGAGAUUAUCCAUUUUUGUUAAAACACUUUUUAUUUGAUAAAUGUUUGGGGACUUACCUGUGUGUUUUUAUAAAA
This is a messenger RNA of Mesitornis unicolor (brown roatelo), 835 nucleotides long. RefSeq names its product zinc finger, DHHC-type containing 7 (gene ZDHHC7). The coding region runs from base 28 to 489 and encodes 153 amino acids. NCBI's taxonomy places the organism in Eukaryota, Metazoa, Chordata, Aves, Mesitornithiformes, Mesitornithidae. The record is from RefSeq and is a predicted model, not a curated record. Gene Ontology annotation, molecular function: protein-cysteine S-palmitoyltransferase activity. Gene Ontology annotation, cellular component: Golgi apparatus; endoplasmic reticulum. Gene Ontology annotation, biological process: peptidyl-L-cysteine S-palmitoylation; protein targeting to membrane. The transcript is spliced from 4 exons.